AUACAGAGAGAGCUCCUAUAUGAGAUGUACGGAGUAAACAAAUGUAACAUUGUCGAAGCGAGAAAUGAAUUAUAGCAGAGUUGCCUAUGGUCAGCUUGUGAAGCUUAUUUCUCUACUGUGGUUUCUGGAUUUUGAGAUCACAUUGGUUAUAUUUUGAUUGUGUUUUUUUAUUUUGAGGAAGUUUUUCCCUAUUCUUUGUGAGUGGUUAGAAUGCACCAACAGAUGAAGUGAUCUGAGGAUGUUUGGACCAGUUUGGACAGUGACGUUAACCUUAAAUAAGUGAAAGUGUCAUAGUACCUGAAUUAGUUAAUUAGUGCAAUUCCUAUCAGAAACAAUGAAUCCUACAGCGGGAAUAAGUAUACAAAGUACUGCAGGUGCCGUGCCUGUCAGAAAUGACAAAGGAUGAAGAUGAUGACUUGUACAAAAGAGAUUUUUCUGCUGCUACCCUGGAAGAUCACUUUGACAAAACUAUUCUUCCAAAAGUGAUGCAAGUGAAAAAUUUUGGUCGCAGUGGUCGAACAAAAUAUACACAUCUGGUUGAUCAGGAUACCACACAAUUUGACUCUCCAUGGGUGUCAGAAACAGCACAAAACCUGAAGUUUCAUAACACACUUGCUGCUGGCAUGAAGCAAACAUUUGAGAGGCCAUCUGUGUUAAAGAGAAAGCAGCAACAGUGAGAUAUUCCAGAAUGGAGGUGAAUAAUGAAAGCCAAAAAUGUGUGUGAAGCAUCGUGAUUGAUCUAGGUAGACCAUUACAAAGUGUUGCUUUGUUUUUCAGAGUGUGAUUGAUCAAGAAAUCAUUUUUUCAUAUGACGCAAGAAAUUCUGAGCUUUUAAUUUGAGGGCUUCAAAAUAAUGUUUUGUAUAAAGUUAAUAUAAUCUUAAUUUUUAAGAUUGUAGAAAAUUGAGGUUAAAGAAUAAUAAAAGUAUGUACCAAUUCAAUUUUCCUGUUCAAAAAAAUGUAAAUAUUCACAAUAUAUGUCAAGUAAAAGUUGGGAAUUUCUUUUUUUAUUUUUUUACCCAUUUAGUGCGAGAAACACAGGGCCAAUUUCUGGGAGUUUAAACAAAAUUUAAACAAUUAAUUUAUGUCCCUUUGUGAGGACAUCAUAAAAGUUGUAUAUGUUCCUGUUUCUUAUUUUAAAUUACAUUUAUUAUUAACAUUACAAUUGGACCUAAUCAGAUGGCAGUUCCAUUGUCAGAUGGAGAAGAUUAUCAUCAAAUUGUAGUAGUGUUACCCAACAAUAAAAUUUAAGGAGAUAUGUUUUAGGCUGUAAGUGUUAAUUUAGUAAAAUAUCUCUUUUACGCUUUUCAAGGGAUCAAGAAAAAAAUGUUUAAAUCAGGCAAAAAUGUAAAUGAAGGGAAGUUACUUUUGCUUAUAUAUUUAAAUACAGAUCAAAAAUACUCUACUGAUAGCAAUAAUAUUAAUUGUUAAUGAGAAAUGAUUGGCCCUCUUAGGCUUUGCAAUUCACAAUACACUAAUUUUACUGUUCUCUAUUUUUUCUGAAAUACAAAGUCUCAUUUCAAAUUAUUUUAUGAUCAAAUGAAUGCAAAAACUGUUUUGAACUAGACCAAAAGUGAACAUAUUACUUUGUUUGAUGGCAAAAUAACGAAUAGUAGACACCUGAAGAUGCAAACAAUUAGUUCGUGAAUAACAUCUCAUACUGCUGGUACAUGGAUUAGGAUAGAGAUCCCAAAAUUUAAGAAACCUGGAACAGAAUACACUUCUCACCUGACUACACAAUUAAUUCAUUCAUUAUUGAAUUCAUUUAUAUUUUUUUACUAAUAACAAUAAAAAUCUAUUAAUGAUAAAAUGAUAAGCAAUAAAUGCAAAUACAUACAAAAAGUCUCUCCAAAAAUCUAUAUUGAAUUUGCAUGUAUUGCUUGUAAUUUAUUUCAUUAAUAGAUUUUAUUAUUUGUAUAAUACUUUUGUCAUACAGGGUGAUUCAGUCCUCAUUGCUAAUAUGUCAUAGACAUAAAUCAUUUGUAAUGUACAGACUGAAUUAACCAAAAUUGGGUACUCGUCGUCGUUUAGUUUUGUAAACAAUUAUCGUUAAACUUUGGACUCGUGUAACACGGGCUGUGGCACGUGAGCGAGCGGCUGCACUUCGCGAGAAGGCUCGCCACUUCUCUGGAAAACUCUGAUAUUGAUACUAUCCGCCAAGGUCCGCAAGCGAGCGCGAGACAAAUACCACGCGAGGUCAACGCAUCACAUUCACUUGGCGAACAAUUCAUGCAGCGAGAUUUCGAUCUUUCCAUUUCCAGCGGGUGCCUCAUUUGCGUCAUGAAUUCUCGAUGCAUUUCCUGCGCAAAUGCAAGGAAAACUAGGAAUUUCUGAAACCGUUCUUUGGACAGAUGAAGUGUGUUUUAAAAGAAUUGGAACAAUUAUUAUACAUAAUUUACAUUUGUGGGCUGACAAAUAAAUCACAUGUUGCACUUCGCGUAUCGCACCAAGAGUAAUUCUCUGAUGAAGUUAGCGUUGGUUCUCACUUCUUACUCGGGUGUUUCAGAGGUGUUCAGUAUCUGAAUUUUAUAACUCAUUUACUCUUUACGCUUUUGGAGGACGUACCGUUCAAUGUGCGGGCACAGAAAUAGUACCAGCAUGAAGAUGAACUCCCCCCCCCCUCCUUAACUAUCACGGAGUUCGGGAAUACCUAGAUAUACAAUUUCCAAAUAAAUGGAUCGGAGGAGGACGUCCAAUAGCACUGCUGUCUCGGUCUCCGGAUGUGAAUCUGCUGGACUAUUUUUUUCCUCAGGGUUAAUGGAAGCUCGCGUUUAUGCUACUGAAGUCGUGGAUCUUGAUGGCCUUCCUCGCACUGUAAGCGCGCUGGCAGAAAUGAAGGGACGACCCGGAAGAGGGGAUCGUUUUGAACCCUUGUAGAGCCCGUCACAAGAGGUGAAAAUGCAAAAUUAUGAUUGUAUACGCAAAUAAAACGUUAUACUACAUAACUCUGGUUUUUCUCUCUCCUUUCAUAUUCAUUAGAUACUAUUUAAUAAUAGCAUUAGGGAAUAAUAUUUACUACAAUAUUCGGACUACCUUUAUGCAAAAAAUGCCCUAUGACAAUUUUUUUUAAAAAUUGAAUGGAGUUCAUAAUAUUUUCUUUUGCAUACAUGAACUUAAUGUACAUGAACAACUUAGGGCCGUGUAUGUGCAACGAGGACUGAAUCACCCUGCAUUUACAGAAUCCGUAUUCCUGAAGAUGUAAACAAUUAGUUCGUGAAACAUACUUACAAUAUAAAACAAGCUUUUUCGAUAAUUAAAAUUGCAUGAAAUGUAAUUGACUGGUUACGUAUUAAAUAAUUAUACUGUUUGCUUUAAACGUUAAAUGCUGAUGUGAAAUUUUAGAAAUAAAAUAAUUUAAUUUGUCGUGUCCAAAUACAAGUGCUUGUUGCAAAGUGCUGGAGUGUGAUUACUGUAUUUUCGAAAUCAAGUUCUUUUUUAUUUUGUAUGAAUUCUAUUAUUGUCUAUUACAUAACUAAUACCAAAUCUUACGUUCCUAAUGGGAAAAAAAACCCAUGUGCAUGGGAGUUGUAUUACCCUGACACAGACACUAAAAUAUAUACGUAUUGUUUGAAUGUAGACUUUUAUUAAUAUUAGAUUUAAUUAAUUUACAUUAAUUGCUUAUGCUUCAUUGUAUAUUAGUGUUCUGAAUUUUGGAAAUGAUAUUUCCGUCAUUCGAU
Gryllus bimaculatus (two-spotted cricket) is the source of this 3676-nucleotide messenger RNA. NCBI's taxonomy places the organism in Eukaryota, Metazoa, Arthropoda, Insecta, Orthoptera, Gryllidae. The record is from the annotation of a GenBank genome assembly.